AAUAAUCAGCGCAUAGAUACACAUACACACGCAAAUGUACAGGGUCACAUGCACUGUAGGGUGUCAUUCAAGUGCAACCAACACAGGGAGACUGAGGGCGCCAAAGGAUUUUGCUUUCAUCAACAGAAAGGGGGACGACCUUUUGGUUGUAGAAUUGACCGACACCCCUCCCCCCAGGUGAGCAACAGCCCCGUCAGUUUUCCAUCCACCCAGUUUGAACUUUUCCUCUGGAAGGUGGGCAGAAGAGACGGUGCGUUUCCAGAAACAAGUUGCUCUGCAGCUGGCCCAUUAUCUCAGCUCAAGAUGUACAGCUUCAUGGGAGGGGGGCUGUUCUGUGCUAUUGUGGGUAAUAUCCUGUUGGUCAUCUCCACCGCCACAGACUACUGGAUGCAGUACCGUCUCUCUGGAAACUAUGCCCACCAGGGUUUGUGGAGGUACUGCAUGGCCAACAAGUGCUACAUGCAGAGAGACAGUAUCGCUUACUGGAAUGCCACCAGGGCCUUCAUGAUCCUGUCAGGGAUGUCGUGCUUUGCAGGCAUCAUCGCUGGCAUCAUGUCCUUUUCACACUUCUCCUCCUUUGAAAGGUUCAACCGUUCCUUUGCUGCAGGAAUCAUGUUUUUUGUCUCGACUUUCUUUGUUCUGCUGGGUAUGGCAAUCUACACUGGAGUGACUAUUAACUUCCUGGGAAGGCGCUUUGGUGACUGGCGCUUCUCCUGGUCUUACAUCCUGGGCUGGGUGUCCAUGCUCAUGACAUUCUUUGCAGGUAUUUUCUACAUAUGUGCCUACAGAAUGUGUGAAUGCAGGAGAGGAACUGGCCCGCGUUAAAUGGAGGCAGACGGCGCCAUUGCAAGAAUAAACACAGGACACAUUUGGACAGAAGAUGAGCAGAAAAGCAUCAAGGCAUUCUCGACCGAUCUGCUGAAGAAAUGACGUCUGAUGUCGAUGCUGACAGUUUAAAGUUGCUGCUUUUCUUUUUUAGGAAUAGUCGUGAUGAUAGCACAGCUGGGAAACAAAGUUAAUAAACCUAAUCAUAUGUCUUUUACAUUUAAA
Cololabis saira (Pacific saury) is the source of this 1050-nucleotide messenger RNA. Its product is annotated as lens fiber membrane intrinsic protein-like. Gene Ontology annotation, molecular function: structural constituent of eye lens. The record is from RefSeq and is a predicted model, not a curated record. Gene Ontology annotation, cellular component: plasma membrane. The transcript is spliced from 5 exons. The coding region runs from base 49 to 825 and encodes 258 amino acids. Lineage: Eukaryota; Metazoa; Chordata; Actinopteri; Beloniformes; Belonidae.